CGCUACACACAGUUUUAUUUAUUGGUUUCACUUAUGAUAAACAAAUGAAGAAUGAAUCACGCAAUUUUAGUCUGAUUCUUUUCCUGGUGGAUAAACAUUAAUUUAAUAAUUUCAAGGGAUGUUACAAGCUGAUUUGGCCUAAAGGCUGGCCGUUUUAGGGUGAGGCAGCAUUUAUUAGACUGACACACAUAACCAUCGCUUCAUUCACCUCGGACAGACGGACUCGCUGGGAAGCUUCAUCAUUUCUGCCGAUUACUCUAGCUUGUGAAAAUGGAGGCUUUGUCAGCAGCAAACACUCAGUUCUCCCUCAACCUGUUCAAGAAGAUCAGUGGAGUAAACGCAUCAGGAAAUGUGUUCUACUCUCCUGUCAGCAUCUCCUCGGCUCUGGCCAUGGUGUCGCUCGGUGCAAGAGGAAACACAGCAGCUCAGAUGUUUAAGGUCUUGGGCUUUAAAAACCCUCUCAGUCUCGUCGCUGCGACUCCAGGACCUCAUCAUUCAGUGGACCAAAUUCAUUCCAGCUUCCACAAGUUUAUGAGUGAGCUGAACAAACCAGGAGUCCCGUAUGUGUUGAGUGUUGCCAACCGCCUCUACGGAGAGCAAUCCUACCAGUUUGUUGAGAAAUUCCUCAAUGACACAAAAAGAUACUAUGAAGCCGGACUGGAGAAGGUGGACUUCAAGACCAAAUCAGAGGCUGCUCGUGUCAACAUCAACAAAUGGGUGGAGAAAAAAACACAAGAGAAGAUCAAGGACUUGGUGCCACAGGGAGCCGUUGAUGCGAUGACGAGACUGGUCUUGGUGAACGCCAUCUACUUCAAGGGAAACUGGGAGAAGAAAUUCCCAAAAGACGCCACUAGAGACGGGCAGUUUAAGAUGAACAAGAAUCAAACUAAACCAGUGAAAAUGAUGUAUCAGGAGUCAGAGUUUCCUCUGGCCUUCAUCCCAGAGAUGAACAGUCAGGUUCUGGAGCUGCCAUAUGUCGGGAAGAAUCUCAGUAUGUUGAUCAUCCUUCCUAACGAGAUGGAAGACGACACCACUGGCCUUCAGAAGCUUGAAAAGGCACUGACCUACGAGAAGCUCAUGGAGUGGACCAAACCAGAAGUCAUGCAUCAAAAAGAAGUUCAAGUAUCUCUGCCCAAAUUCAAGAUGGAGGAAAAAUACGACAUGAAGAGUCUUCUGAUCAGCAUGGGAAUGGAGGAUGUUUUUGACACGCAGAAGGUGAAUCUUUCAGGCAUGUCCUCCAAUAACGACCUGGUGCUGUCGAAGGUGAUUCAUAAAGCCUUUGUUGAAGUAAACGAGGAAGGAACCGAAGCGGCUGCAGCCACCGGCACCAUCAUGGUGACAUGUUGUUUGCGCGUCCCGCAAGUCUUCAACGCAGACCAUCCAUUCCUUUUCUUCAUCCGACACAAUCCAACCAAGAGCAUUUUGUUUUAUGGACGCUUCUGCUCUCCAUGAGCGAGUCCUGCUGCAUGAGACUCUUCCUGCUAGUUUAGGUGGAGAUCUGGUGCGAAUGAGGAGGAGAGACUCUGGACAACUACUACAAAAUCAACCUGUCAUCUUUUGGUUUAAGAAACAUUUAUAUAUGCCAACAGUAUCAGUACCUAUUGCAAUUUACUGGAGAAAAACUUCUUAAAUUAAUAGUAUUAAAUUUUACAUGGUACUAAAAUUAUUUUGCAUUAAACAGAAAUGAAUCCUACAAGUAUAAGUUGACCUGCAUUAUAGUUAUUUGAAAUACAUUAAUUCCUAAUCAUUUUAGAUAAUGGUUAUUAUCGUUAACUAAAACUAAAACCAUAAAAAUGUUAUUUGAAAUAAUAAUUUUCAUUCAGUUUAAGUUGAAGUACUCAAAAAAUUAAAACUGAAUAAAAUAAAAUGAAAAAUGAAAAAUAUAUAGACAAUGUACACAACAAAAUUAUGAAGACUUUAAAAUGAAAAUUAAAACAAAAUUUAAUGAAAAAGGAAAUCUAAUUGAAAAUAUUAACAAAAACUAUAAUAGUAUAUCAAUGAUACUAAAAUGGACAUUUUUCUCUCUUUACAUGCACAUGCUGGACAAUAUAUUCAACAUAAAUGAAACAAAUCUUUACAAUUAAAACUGAAUUUUUUUUUAAUUUUUUUGAACCUGCUGUUACAAAUAAACUGUGCUCUGGUGCCUGAGCAUGUUGUAAGUCGAAACUCAAUGAAAACUGGUUUCUAAAAAAAAAAAAAAAAAAUAGAAAAAAAGUUAUUUUUAUGAAUGUCACAUCAGGUUGUAUAUUGUAAUAUAGUCUAUAUAUAUUGUACUGAAAUAAACUGUAUUUUACUGCACUUUCUUCAUCUGGAUGAGUUCAGACUGGGGAACAUAACUUUAUAGUCUGUAGUUUAUGAAAUAUCUUGCUUUUUUUUUUUUUUUUCACAAGAAAGUAAACACUUAAAAUAUUGCCAAAAAUUACAACCCGAAUUCUAGAAAUGUUGGGACGUUUUUUUAAAUUUGAAUAAAAUGAAAACUAAAAGACUUUCAAAUCAUGAGCCAAUAUUUUAUUCACGAUAGAACAUAGAUAACAUAAAUGUUUUAAUGGAGAAAUUUUACAAUUUUAUGCACAAAAUGAGCUAAUUUCAAAUUUGAUGCCUGCUACAGGUCUCAAAAUAGUUGGGACGGGGGCAUGUUUACCAUGGUGUAGCAUCUCCUCUUCUUUUCAAAACAGUGUGAAGACGUCUGGGCAUCGAGGUUAUGAGUUUCUGGAGUUUUGGUGUUGGAAUUUGGUUCCAUUCUUGCCUGAUAUAGGUUUCCAGCUGCUGAAGAGUUCGUGGUCGUCUUUGACGUAUUUUUCGGUUAAUGAUGCGCCAAAUGUUCUCUAUAGGUGAAAGAUCUGGGCCCGUAUGUAUAAAACUUCUCAGAAAUGCUCUUAAGAAUAGUCUUAAGUUUUGACUUAAGUGUCAAAAAAUCCUUAGUAAAGAGUAGGACUUUUGUAAGAGUAAGAUACUUUUAUAAAGAAGCUAAAAGCAACUUUUAGUAAAGUCUAAGACUGAUUCUUAAGUGUUGUGAACUAAGGACUACAAUGAUGUCAACUCAAAAUGGCCGCCCUCAACCUCUGAAUCAGCCAAUAGCGAGUCUGCAAGGGUGAAGUCACAGCAGCACAACACCAAUAAUUUAAUGUUAUUAUUUAAAAAAAUCAUUUAAAAAGACAUUGAAACGUUUUAAUAUUUUAAUUUAUUUUUAAAAAUUGCAUUGCACAAAACUAUCACAAAUUAGUAUUGAUGGUGUGGAAUCUUUUUCUAUUGAUAUACGUCUCCUCAUUUACAAUUGGAGCAAUGAUGUGAACACGAGUUCAUCAUCGGCUCCAACAUCUCCAGAGAAGCCCACUAUCAACAUAAAAGUGGCUUGCUUUUGCCGCAUGGUUUGAUGGUCAGUUGGAAAGUCGAUGAACUGCCAUAGAGUAGUGGCCAAAUGUGAUGUCCAUCCAUAUGAAAAUUGACAUCUUCAACCUUAAAGGGUUAGUUCACCCAAAAAUGAAAAUAAUGUCAUUUAUUACUCAUACUUAUGCUGUUCCACACCCGUAAGACUUUCGUUAAACCUGGAACACAAAUUAAGAUAUUUUUGUUGAAAUCCGAUGGCUCAGUGAUAGCCAACAAUGACAUUUCCUCUCUCAAGAUCCAUUAAUGUACUAAAAACAUAUUUAAAUCAGUUCAUGUGAGUACAGUGGUUCAAUAUUAAUAAUAUAAAGCGACGAGAAUAUUUUUGGUGCGCCAAAAAAAAAAAAAAAAAUAACGACUUAGUGAUGGCCGAUUUCAAAACACUGUUUUAUGAAGCUUCGGAGCGUUAUGAAUCGGCGUGUCGAAUCAGCAGUUCGGAGCGCCAAAGUCACAUGAUUUCAGCAGUUUAAAAUCAUUAGUAAAUAACUGAGUGAAAUUUUCUGUAUGUAUUUACUUUAACAGAGUCAUUUAAGAUUCUUAUUCUGGACAAGAUACAAAGAAUGUAGAAAUAAUUAUGUUGAAUUAAUCUGUUCAACGUUUUGUUUUUUGUAUGCUACUUAUAUAUAGCAUCUUAUGUCCUCCAUAACUUUAAGUAGCAUAUACUGACCGUUCUUGGCAUUGAGUGUACAAGAGUAAAAAGCAAGCUUUCAGUUGUCAGAUGCUUUUAUCUGACGUGAUUUACAGUAUUACAGUUAAACUGGAGCGACCUGAUGUUAAGUACACAACCCACACCAUGUUUUAUGGGGACUUUCCAUAGACAUAAAUUUUUAUACUGUACAAACUGUAUAUUCUGUCUCCUAACCCUAUACCCAUCACAGAAAACUUUCAGCAUUUUUACAUUUUCAAAAAACAUCAUUCUGUAUGAUUUAUAAGCUGUUUUCCUCAUGAGGACCAAAAAUUGUCCCUGCAAGGGCAAAGAUUUCUGGUAUUGCUAUCCUUGGGGGACAUUUUGUCCCAAUAACGUCGGGAAUACCUAAACCACACACACACACACAAAGUCCAUAUUAAGUAUCGAUAUUUCUAGUUGUUCUGAGCUCUAAAAUAUUUAAUCGGCUAGAUGCUGGUCUUUGUAAGUACAAUAGCGUAUCUAAAAAAAUGUUUUAAAAAUAUUCAGUUACCACGAACGACUGCAAAACUACUGCCGGAAAUUAAUUUGCCAAAUGUGUCGGAAAACUGUAAAAGCCAAAACCUGAAAAAUCUUUUAUCUUGGUUUCAAUUUAAACAGUAUAUUUUGCACAAACCCAAAGACAGUGCAACACUCCGAUCACAUCAGCCCUACUGAUGAUGGUGAAAGCAUGUGUUCACACUUACAUGCCCAAACCUCACAGUCACUCCCAGUUACUCCCAGUUCUGACUUAGUUACUUCAAAACCAUUCGUAUGUACAACGUCGGCCUGAUGGUAAAUGAACACGAACAACACAAAUAUAAAACAUAUUUUCGCUAGGGUUGGGCGAUGUCCCCUAAAUUGGCAGUUGACGAUGUUUACAAUAAAACAUUCGUUAUUUUACUUUAUUACUUUAUUUUUUUUAUUUCCCAACUAAUGACUCAUCCGGGCUUUCCAAUAGGUUGCACGUGAGGGGGGAAAAAAGUAGCUUCCUUCCACUUAAGAAGAGUUGUGCACUUUUUAUUUUAAUAUAUCUCUUUACAUAAACACUAUUUUCUACUUAAAACCUAUAAUUUCGUUAUUUUACUUUAUUACUUUAUUUUAUUUCCCAACUAAUGACUCAUCCGGGCUUUCCAACAGGUUGCACAUAAGGGAAAAAAAGUAGCUUUCUUCCACUUAAAAAGAGUUGUGCACUUUUUAUUUUAAUGUAUCUCUAAACCUUAAAAUGAAAAUUAAAACAAAAUUUAAUGAAAAAGGAAAUCUAAUUGAAAAUAUUAACAAAAACUAUAAUAGUAUAUCAAUGAUACUAAAAUAUCAGCUGGAUGUUUUUUAUUGAAAUGAUGUGCAUUCGACAUUGUGAAGAUUUACACUUUCAUUUGGGCAUUAUAAUUUCUAUAACUAGUGCUGCAGUCACUCUAAACCUCACAACAUUCAGCUGAGAAAUAAAAGAUGUGUUUACAUCAAAGUAAUGGAUAUUUUUCUCUCUUUACAUGCACAUGCUGGACAGUAUAUUCAACAUAAAUGAAACAAAUCUUUACAAUUAUUCAAUAAAAUCUGUUUUUUUUUUUUUUUAUUUGUAUUGUAAUUUAAUAGAACCUGCUGUUACAAAUAAACUGUGGUCAAACUGACUGAGCAUGUUGUAAGUCGAAACUCAAAGAAAUUGGUUUCUGUGAAAAAAAAUUUUUAAUUAGAAAAAAAAGUUAUUUCAUUGUAUGUUGUAAUAUAGCCUAUAUGUAUAUUGUAUUGAAAUAAAGUGUAUUUUAGUGCACUGUUUUUCACCUGGGUGAGUUCAGACUGGGAAACAUAACUUUAUAGUCUGUUGUUUAUGAAAAAUCUUGAAGGGGUUGAGUUAUUUAUCACGGGGUUUUUGCGCCCUCUUCAGGAGAGAGCAGUGCAGCUCCGUCAAAUUGGUGCAUGUCUUCAGUAAAAUACAGGUUUGUGUACAUUUUAUUUUACCUAUGAAUUAGUUAUUGUUCUGUAUAUUGUUUAAUUUUAUACAAAGCAACAUAAAGGAGUGCGACGUGAGUCACCUAAA
Messenger RNA from Ctenopharyngodon idella (grass carp), 6083 nucleotides. RefSeq names its product leukocyte elastase inhibitor-like. Gene Ontology annotation, biological process: negative regulation of endopeptidase activity. The record is from RefSeq and is a predicted model, not a curated record. The transcript is spliced from 7 exons. Gene Ontology annotation, molecular function: serine-type endopeptidase inhibitor activity. The coding region runs from base 271 to 1452 and encodes 393 amino acids. Lineage: Eukaryota; Metazoa; Chordata; Actinopteri; Cypriniformes; Xenocyprididae.